This is a messenger RNA of Schistosoma rodhaini, 3093 nucleotides long. NCBI's taxonomy places the organism in Eukaryota, Metazoa, Platyhelminthes, Trematoda, Strigeidida, Schistosomatidae. The record is from the annotation of a GenBank genome assembly.
AUGACAAUACAAACUCAUUUAGAUAUAAAUUCUAAAAUGCAUAGAAGAAAGCAAAUUACGCCUAAACGAACUGAAAAUACUGACCAUACUGAGCAGUAUCAAACAUUGGAAACCUGUGAAUUUUCAAAUUAUUUAACUCCUGACAUAUCUACUGGAAGUAUAGCAAACCCACCAUUAGUGUUGAUAACAUCAACUUCAAGGAUGAUCAAUACUUCAGAUUGUUCCUCUACUUCAUGUUCAGUAUUGUCAUCCUUAUCAUCCUCUUCGACAUCUUCAUCAUCAUGUGAACCUGAUUCAAAAAAAUUAAAGAUUUCUAUAGAGCAUAAAUCAUCGUUCAAAAGUGGAAGAAUACUGUCUAAACAGUUGACAAUGAAUAAAAUGGGGUUAUACCCCGAUGCUUCAACAGAAACAUUAAAAGUGAAUCAACAUGUAAAACAAUGUCAACAAAAUAUCGCGUUAACUAAUUAUUCCAUUCAACCGAAAUUGGAUAAACAUGAAAAUAGUGAUUCAAUGCAGCAACAACAUUCAACUAUGGAAACUGAUACAUCUACACGUAAUACACCAAUAUGUAGUCAAUGUGGUAAACAAUUUGCUAAUAUUUAUCGUUUACACAGACAUUUACUUAGUCACACUGAAAGUUAUGAAUUACGCAAAUUCCGUUGUUCUCAGUGCACAAAAGCAUUUAAAUUUAAGCAUCAUUUAAAAGAACAUGAAAGAAUUCAUAGUGGUGAAAAACCAUUUAUGUGUUCACAAUGUGGUAAACGUUUUAGUCAUUCCGGUUCAUAUUCAAGUCAUAUGUCAAGCAAAAAAUGUAAUAUCAGUGGUAACAUUAAUAAUGAAACUAACACAACAACUACACAUACUCCUAAUGUCAGUAUUUAUCAUAACAAAAAUAGUAACGAUGUUGGUCAAAUGUUUGCGACUAAUGAUACGCCUAUGAAUCAAUCGUCUUUUAAUAAAAUAAACCAACUCACAUCAUCUUUUGAAUUACACAAAAGCAAGGUAAAUGUAUUAAAUAGAGAACAUGACAUUAAAAAUAAUAUUCAUAUCAGUGAAGACACUGAACUCAGCUCUGUUUCAAGUAUAUUAGAAUCUGUCAAUCAAGUUAAUAAUGCAGAUUAUUUUUUAAAAUUUAAUCAUUUUAAACUAGAUAACUAUUUGCCAGCUAAUUCAUCCAACCAGUUUAAUUCACAUUUGAAAAGUGAUGAAAUUAGUGAGCAUGUUCACAGUACUACUACUAGUAGUAGUAUUAUUUCCACUUUAACUACCAUUGCUAAUGAUAGUAAUUUGCAUCAUGCGGAUGAACAACCUGACGAAUUAUUAAGUAAUCAGUAUGAUUCGAAAAAUUUGUCUAAAUCAGAGUUAGAAAUACAAAAUUUAGCAAUUAUGCUUGGAAUGAAACCAGAAAAUGCGAAACAGUUGUUUCAACAUUUGUAUACAACUGAACAACAAUGUUUGGAACAGAAAAAACAAUUUGUCAAUGCCUACAAUACACAAUAUUCGCACUAUUAUCCACUACAACAUGCAAAGAUAACCACAUCUUCACCAGUGAUCUCAGCAGUAAAUAAUCAUGAAUUAGUUAUUCGUCAACCAAAGUCAUUCAGUGAUAACAGUUUUACCAAGUAUGAAAGUUAUAAAUUGGAUAAUUAUGCUUCGAACUCAUUAUCAUCCUCUGCCUUUUUCUCUACCUUACCAUCUUUCUCACCAUUAUCAUCAUCACCAUCAAUAUCCUAUCUUGGUGUUUCUUCAUCUUCUUCAUUAUCGUCCAUACCAACAACAAAUAUGACAAGUUUAUCAUCGACAGUGUGCUCAUCUGAUUAUUCACAACAGGAUCCAUCGAUGGUAUUCUGUCAACUAUCUCCAGAUAUCAUGAAACAUAUAAUUUCUAAUUUACACAGAAAUAAUGUAUUGAAUUACUCAACUCCACUAUCAUCCUUUACUCAUAAACAACAGGAUUUCAAUUCACGCAUCAUGGAAACACUGCAAUCCCCACCGUCAUCACCACCAGCACAAUCAUCACCGUUGGAAAUCAUGAUGACAGCGACGACGACGAAAACUGCACAACCAAGUACAUUUGUACAGCAGGAGAAAGAAACGAUUUCGGAAUGUCGAAGUGAAAAGCUUCAUGAAGAUCAAGAAAAGGCUUUAGAUUUGUCAUUGCCUCGAAUAAAACCUGAUGAUAUGCCAUUAAGUAUAGACAGUCAACAGUUUAACUUUUCAAAUUCUUAUCAACCGGACAUUCAUAAAUCCCCUAACCUAAUGUGGUCAACAUCAUCAACAAUGACAUUUAUGGAAGCGGCUACUGCAGCGGUUGCAGCUGUUUCCUUUUUAUCGCGAACAUCGAAUGAAAUGAAUUAUUCAAAUCAAAAUUUAGAACAUUUAAAUGAUAUUUCAAUAAAGGAUCUAUCACAGUCAUCUAGGUUGAUAUCACUUAACAAUUCUUCAUGGGCAUAUGAACUUAACAGAAAUUGUAUUCAUAAUAUUAGCGAUAGCAGUAACGAUUGCAAAACUGUAAGAAAUAAUUAUUAUAAUACAAAUGAGUUUGACUAUUCUACUUAUGUAAAGACCACAAUGGAUAAGAGAAGUGUUGUAAACGAAUUAAGAGAUGCUGAAAAUUCGUUCACUCAAAUCAAUGAACUACAAGAUACCGGUGAUCGUAUUCAAUCUGAUAAAAAGAUUAAUGGGCAUAUCAAUGAUAAUAAUUAUUAUAAUCAUUUAUAUCAUCUCAGUGUUUGUGAAAAAUUGGUGAAAUGUGGAAAAAGUAACAAUAGUCUUAAUGAUAGUAUCAAUGGUAGCAUUAGUAGUUGUAGUGAUGGCGUCAAUAACACGGAAGUAUUUGCUUGUGAUCAGUGUCAAAAAGUAUUCUCUAAACAUAGUUCAUUAUCCAGGCACAAAUAUGAACAUACUGGUCUUCGGCCAUUCAUUUGUCGUAUAUGUUCAAAAGCUUUCAAGCAUAAACACCAUCUAACAGAACAUAAACGUUUGCAUACUGGUGAAAAACCAUUUGAAUGCCAAAAAUGCGGCAAACGUUUUAGUCAUUCCGGAUCAUAUUCUCAACAUAUCAAUCAUCGAUAUAAAUAUUGUCAAUCAUAA